AUACUGACGGAUAGUGCGAUUGUUGAAAAAGGAGUAAUCCCAGCUUUGUUUGUUGUUAAAUACUUUACAUAAACAUUAGAACAUGACUUCUCUUUUAUUACUUAAAUCUAUGCUGUUUGCAAAUGCUCUUCAAAAGACUGGUAAAAAGAAGAAGAAGAACAAAAUCAAGAAAGUUCGUAAAGUAAAGAACUUACGCUUAAAUAUGUGCAGAAUAUGCAAUAACGAAAAAGGAGACAUACCAAUAUUCAACAAUUUUGUACAACCCAAUAUUCCUGAAGAAAUACAUAACUUUUCUGGUAUUACAUUAAACAAUUCAGACAACCUUUCAAAACAUAUGUGCCAGAGCUGCUUAGACUUGUUAAAUGGCUGUAUAAUGUUCAGAGAAAUGUGUCAAAGGAAUAACAAACUGCUCAAUGAUGUUGGAGUAUCUAUAAAAAAAGAACAAAAUCAGGAGUGCCAGAAUGAUGAUAAAGUGACCAAUGAUGCUAAAGCAGACAGUGAGGACUCCUAUAACAUUCCAUCACCCACAUUCUCUGAUGACAAUGAACUGUUCCCUAUGUGGGGAUGCUCCACGUGUGGAGAGGAGUUCCAUGCUAUGAGUUCAUACACCAAACAUAUAGCAAAGUGCAAUGCACAAUCAACAGAAGUGCCAACAAAACCUCCCGAGGAAAAGAGGAAAUUCCUUUGUGAUAUCUGUGGCAAGACUGCUUACUCCAAUGCCAGCCUCCUUGUUCAUAUGGCCAUCCACGAAAAUGUGUUCCCAUUCAAAUGUGACGUUUGUCCAUAUCAAGGCAGAACAAUGGAUCUGCUAAAAGUGCACAAGAGAUCUCAUUUAGCAGACAAACCAUACAAAUGUACACAAUGUCCUAAGUCAACAACAACAUCCAGUAACCUUGCUAAACACAUGCGACACGUUCAUAGCACUACAAGACCAUUUAAGUGUACAUAUUGUGACAAGGCAUUCUCAUACCAGCAUGAUAUGAAAAGGCACGUAAAAGAUAUACACUUACGACAAGGAACUGUGGAAUGUGAUAUCUGCUAUAAGAAAUUCAAUACAAGAAAAAUAUUACAAGGCCACAGAUGGAAAAUUCACAAAAUUAAAGGCGAAAGGCAAGGUCGGCUACCUUCGUACUUACAGUGCCAAAUGGAAGAACCUAAUAACGAGAACAAUGUUAAUGAAAAUAUGAACAAUUGUGUUCCCAACUACUAAUGUACUAUUGCCUAGUCUAUCGAUUCAUCAUUCAGACUAUAGACAAGUAUGAGUCAGAGUUAAAAUCUCUUUUUGCAGUCUUGAGUCUAGACUUUUUUAGAUAGAAGUCAUUUUUAGAUUCUAGACUCUAGAGAGAAGAAGAAGCCAAGUACAGAGAAAUCUAACACUUGUAUAAUGUCAUAACCUUAUAUGUUUUUAAACACUCAAAACAACAUUUAACGCGAGAGGGUAAUAUAAUUUGAAGUACUUAUACGUACAUCUUGGAUAUAACUUGAUUACUGUGCUCGAUUGAAUAACAUAAUAAGUGACGCCCAUUUUUGUAACAGCCGCUAUUAAUAUGAAUUAUUUCAUAUGCCUUUCAUAAUAAACAAAAUUGUAUUUUAAAAGUAAACAAAAGAAAUUGUUGUGUGCAUUUCUAGAGCUACAAAUGCUUUAGAUCUCUACAUAAAUAUGUUUUUGCGAUUGUCGAUAAUUUUGGAAUAGAAAUUAGAUAAAACAAAGGCUAUGUAGACUUUACCAACAGAAAAAAAUACUCUUUACUAAAAGCAGGUUAGAUGAAAAUCUGUAUUUUUGCACUCAUGCAGACAAUUAAAAUUUAGAUAUCGAAAUCGUGUGAGACUAGAGCAACACUUUCUUAAUAUAUGAAACUUUAUUUUAUAAUAGCUUGUAGUACUUAAUUUAUCGAUUGGAAGUAUUAUUUUAUAGUCAAAUAAUUUUGUAAACAUAGACGAUUUUAUAUAUUUGAACAUUAUUCAAUUGAAGUUAAAGAUUAUUUAUACAGUGAGUACAUAGCAUAAGGUUGCAGAAUAUAGAAACAUAAGCUGGUUAAUGUUAAUCAUUAUUAUUUAUGAUAUACUUUAUGUAUCUUCUUUUUACAAAUACAUAAUAAUGAUCGCAAUUUUAAUUUA
This is a messenger RNA of Helicoverpa zea (corn earworm), 2118 nucleotides long. Its product is annotated as zinc finger protein 43-like. The record is from RefSeq and is a predicted model, not a curated record. Gene Ontology annotation, cellular component: nucleus; chromosome. Gene Ontology annotation, biological process: regulation of transcription by RNA polymerase II. The transcript has 9 exons. Gene Ontology annotation, molecular function: chromatin insulator sequence binding; zinc ion binding. The coding region runs from base 83 to 1210 and encodes 375 amino acids. Lineage: Eukaryota; Metazoa; Arthropoda; Insecta; Lepidoptera; Noctuidae.